Molecule: messenger RNA, 450 nt
Organism: Rotaria sp. Silwood2
Lineage: Eukaryota; Metazoa; Rotifera; Eurotatoria; Philodinida; Philodinidae
Source: the annotation of a GenBank genome assembly
AUGAUUUUUAAAUUGAUUAAACGUUGUCCACUUUUAUUUUUGUAUUUAGUUAAAUCGGCUUGUGUAAUGGAUUGUAAAUCACGAGCUGCAUCAAGUCGUCAAUUGGGAAAUGAAAAAAUAACUGUUAAAUUUCAUAUAGCAAAUACAGUAAGUGCAGCUGGAUCUGGUCAAGAAACAGAACAAACAAAUGCUAAUACGUCACAACCAUCAGUGCAAUUAAAAUUGCGACUAACGUUUACUGUUGACAUUAAUCGUGGUAGACAAACGUUAUCAUUUUUAUGUUCAUAUUUAGCAGAUGAUUAUCCUGAUGUACCUGAACAAUAUCAAGGUGGAGAAAAUGAAAAUAAUAAAUUAGAAGAUUUUCAAAUUGAUGAAUUUGCUAUUCAUGAUGGAGAACUUUAUGAUACAUUACUUAAUUUACUUGAAGAACAUAGUAUUGGCGAGAGUUAG